GAAACAAUCAUGACCCACGCAGUCAUGAACAGUUUGAAAGGAAAGAACAUCAUAACCACAGUCACUCACUGAACAUGUAAAUUAUCCAAUCAAGUCCAAGAGAGGUGUCAGGUCACAAUUGGACAGCAACUCAAAACUACAAGAACUGUCGGAUUGCAACUAUAUACAACUGACACUUGACCAACAAAAAAAGAAGUAAAUUUUAUUGCUAUUAUAACGUGAUGAUAGAAAAAAAGAUUAGUGUAGAUAUAUGAUUGCUGAUAAAAUUAUUUUUCCAACCCAAAUCCACUAAUUCCAUCAUGCGUUUGAAUGGUGCUGUAAGGAGUUGGCAUGUAGCCAUCGUGCACCAUGCCAUUACAGCACACUCUCUUUUUCUCUUUCUCUUUGUACUUCUCUGUGUAUCCAAACAAAGCGACAAACAAACAGAAAACAAUAAGACAUUAUUCGAACCGUUACAUUACACCUUUCUCUCUCUCUCUCUCUCUUUUCUUUCUUUCUCUUACAUUUAGAACACCAAAAAGAGAUAUGCACCCUUGGGACCCGCGAAUGUCUCACGACCGUUCGCGACAUCCUCGAAAAUCCUCCGCAGAUCUCGCGACAUACGGAGAGAAAGACGAGGGUUGGAUAUUGAUUACUGGAUUGUGUCAUUUUCGGAAGAGAGAAAAAACCAAGCCCAAGGAGCGAGGCGUUUUCGCGACCCGUUUCCUAGCCGGGUCGGAGCCCCGGAAAAUGGGUUGCGCGAGCUCGAGGCGGGCUCUUGCCGGAAGCGAUUUCACGCCGCCGGGACUGCUAUCGUUGCGAUCGAGCUCGCGGAAAAGGUGCAAUGGGAAGAGGCGAAACGGCGUCGUGGAGGCGCGUGAGGUAGACGCGGGAAUGGAGGAGGGGAAGGAGUGGAAGAAGGGGAGCUUGAGAGGUCCGGUGUCGUUGAGGUUGUCGUGUAGGUUUGUGGAGGCUGAGCAGAAUGCCGCUGGGUGGCCAUCUUGGCUUACCUCUGUUGCAGGGGAAGCUAUUCAAGGGUGGGUCCCUCUCAAAACCGAUUCUUUUGAGAGAUUGGAUAAGAUUGGACAAGGUACAUAUAGCAAUGUAUUCCAAGCACGUGAAAUUGAAACUGGGAGGAUGGUUGCCCUGAAGAAGGUACGAUUUGACAAACUUAAAGAUGAUAGCAUUAGGUUCAUGGCAAGAGAAAUAGCGAUUCUUCGCUCACUUGACCACCCAAACAUCAUGAAAUUGGAUGGUAUAAUUACUUCACAACAAUCAAACAACAUAUACCUUGUAUUUGAAUACAUGGAGCAUGACCUUGCUGGCCUAGUGGCUUCUCCUGAUAUAAAGUUCACUGAAUCACAGAUUAAGUGUUACAUGAGACAGUUAUUAAGUGGAAUCGAGCAUUGUCACCUUCGAGGUAUUAUGCAUCGAGACAUUAAAGUAUCUAAUAUACUAGUGAACAAUGAAGGUGUUCUCAAGAUAGGAGAUUUUGGAUUAGCAAAUACCCUUAGUCCUAAUAGCAAGCAACCCUUAACAAGUCGAGUGGUGACUCUAUGGUAUCGUCCUCCUGAACUUUUAAUGGGAUCAACGGACUAUGGUGUUUCGGUGGAUCUAUGGAGUGUUGGCUGUGUAUUUGCUGAACUUUUUCUGGGGAAGCCCAUCCUUAAGGGGAGAACUGAGGUGGAACAAUUACACAGAAUUUUCAAGCUUUGCGGGUCUCCACCUGAGGAAUACUGGAAAAAGAGUAACCUUCCUCUGGCCACAAUGUUUAAGCCUCAGACUAAUUACGAAGCCUCUCUUCAAGAGAGGUGUAAAGGUUUUCCUGUAACUGCUGUAAAACUACUUGAGACUUUACUUUCCAUUGAUCCCUCCAAGCGUGGGACUGCCUCCUCUGCACUCACGUCUGAGUAUUUCAGCACCAAGCCAUAUGCCUGUGAUCCAUCACUCAUGCCAAAGUAUCCACCAAGCAAAGAAAUGGAUGCUAGAAAUAGGGAAGAAGCGAGCAGGAAAAAGACUUUAGGUAAAGGGAGAGAGGCUGUAACUUCAAAAAGGAAUAGACGAGUCCACAAAGUUUCCCAUGACCAUAUAAAUUUCAACAAACCAGCUUGGAAAGAGAAUAGUUCUCAAAAUAUUGGCACAGGGGAUGAUGGUUGGGCACAUGUUGCAAAAGUUAAAAUAGGAGCUUUGCAUAAAGAGCAACCAAAGGCUUCAUGUGAUGGAAAGUCUGAGGCUGCCCAAGUGGUGGAUGGUUGCAAUGGAAACAGUGUAUACGCUGGACCAGCACCAGUCUCAGCAUCCAGUGGUUUUACAUGGGCUAAAAGGAGAAAACCAGAAGCUUCAUCCAUAUUGUCUGAUGGUUCAAGAAGCAAAAUCAGUGCUCUGGAUCCAAUCUUUGUAAAAGGCAAAUGUGAUUUAACAAAACAUGAGAUAGAAGUUUCAGAAAGGAAACAUGGUUUCAACACAAGACAUCAGGACAGGAUUUUCAGCCAUGUAUUACCAAUAUACCAGGCUCCUCGCUUUCAACAAAAAUCAUUCGAUUUAGCUGAUAAAUACAACUCAAAUUAUUUCAUGGAAUUUGAUUUCACAGAUAAAUUGGAUACUCUGUUUGAUCAGGACCACAGAAAAUAUGGUGAGCCUGUGAAGUUAUCAGCGGCAAAAAUGAUUUCAUCAAAUAAAAAGGACGAGUUGUUGCAGCGGAAUGAUAUGCGUCAAUCUCUUCGUAUGUCAACAUCGGGAAGAGGUAAAGAGACUACUUUUAUCUAGGGUGAUGUUACACAAGAAACAAACAUAUUUCACCUCCAUGCAUGCUCAACAUAAUGUUGCAGUAUACAUUUUUCUUUGGUCUGUAACUGCAGUUUUAAGGGUAAAUCAGAAGUUGUUUAAAACAAAAUUUCAAUAUAGCUCGUUAUGAAUACCAGCAUAUGAAUUUGUGUAUUACAGACCAAUGACACAAGGAUCGAUGGAGAGGAUUAAUCCCACAUCUUCAAGGGCUGCAUGGCUAAGAAAACAUUGUGGCCAUUGAUGAUAUCCUUAAUGGAUAUCUGAACCAUUAUAACUUGUACUUCAGCUCUCUUGAUUUGUUCUUUACAGAGUUAAGUGUACAUAUAGGACUAACUCUGAAUUAUACAUAGGAUUACAGUAACAAAUUGCAGCUCCCAAGUGUUGGGUGAUAUGCUUAAUGAAAAGUUAACUUUUCUAAGAA
Molecule: messenger RNA, 3184 nt
Organism: Vigna angularis (adzuki bean)
Lineage: Eukaryota; Viridiplantae; Streptophyta; Magnoliopsida; Fabales; Fabaceae
Product: cyclin-dependent kinase C-2 C
Exons: 9
Coding region: 349-2745 (798 amino acids)
Biological process (GO): protein phosphorylation; positive regulation of transcription elongation by RNA polymerase II
Cellular component (GO): cyclin-dependent protein kinase holoenzyme complex; nucleus
Molecular function (GO): cyclin-dependent protein serine/threonine kinase activity; RNA polymerase II CTD heptapeptide repeat kinase activity; ATP binding
Source: RefSeq, a predicted model, not a curated record